Danaus plexippus (monarch butterfly) is the source of this 2416-nucleotide messenger RNA. RefSeq lists its product as uncharacterized. The record is from RefSeq and is a predicted model, not a curated record. Lineage: Eukaryota; Metazoa; Arthropoda; Insecta; Lepidoptera; Nymphalidae. Bases 340 to 963 code for a protein of 207 amino acids. The transcript is spliced from 2 exons.
GUUUAGCUUCCUCACGUUAUAAAACAAAAUGGAUUGCGAACAAUGUACGGAUAUGUUUAAACCUGAGGUAUCUAUUAAAUGCGUUAGCUGUCAAGGUAACUUCCAUCACGAAUGUAUUGGAUUAUCAGAAGGUGAUUUUAAGAAAAUGUUGCCAGUGAAUAAGGCCAAAUGGAAGUGUCCUAAUUGUAAAAUUUCUAAAAAGAUUGGUCAAAGCAGUCCCCAGGAGCUGACCGCGUCUCAACCGCAUCCUAUUUCAAACGUUGAUGCAAACUCUUUAACGUCUCAUUUCGAUGAGCGUUUAAUAGAUUACGCUCGACUAUCGAGUCAUUCAAAACUUUUAUGACUGACGAAUUGAAAAAAGUUACUGAUGCGGUCAAGAAGUGGACUGAAAGAAUUGUAAACAUCGAGUCAUCUGUAAAAAGUGUCAAUCAAAGAAUAGAUAAUUUUGAGGUCGAAUUAUCUAAAAUAGAUAGUUUGCAAGCGGAACUAAAUAACUUAAAGACAUUGAUCAAGGACUUAAAGGAAAGCCACAGUAAGGAUGAGCAAUGGGUUCGGCGCUCUAAUAUACAGAUUAAUGGCAUACCUCAAAAAAAGGGCGAGAAUUUAAUAAAUAUAGUUAAAUUACUUGCUGAAAGAUCAGACUUUAAAUUGUGCCCUGAUCCUGACAUUGACUUUGUUACUCGAGUAGCCGCCAAAAAUGAUUCGGACAUUAAAAAGCCUAAACCUAUUAUUGUGAAGAUGCGGGCUCGAUAUAAAAAGGUUGAUUUCUUGUCAUCACUUCGCGAAUUAGGAAGCAUCAAGGCGUCCGACAUUGGAUUUCCAGGGCUAGAAGCCAAACGUCUCUCUAAGGAAAAAGGUUAUGUCUAUUGUUGGGUCCGGAAUUGCACGAUUAUGGUACGAAGAGCAGAUAACUCGCCCGUACUCCACAUUACAUCUGAAGAAUCUUUAAAAAAAAUCUCCUAAGCGUUAACUCGUUAUUUAAUGUUUUUUUUACUUACUUAAUUUAUUAUAGGCAAUCGUUAUAUUUUUUAUAUUCUUAUAUUUUUUAUGUAAUUCUUUGCAUUAUAUAUUACUUUAUACCUUAUCAUCGAAUUAAAUUUGAUGAAAUUGCUAUGCUUGUCGGUGGGUAUGAGUCUAAAUCUUGUGAUAAGUUAAUUUUACUUCUUCUAUUUAAUAAAAAUAAGCCUAGGGGUGAUUGCUCAGAUAGUACUCUACUUAAGUACUGGAUCAUGUUAUUCGAAAACUUUAAUUGGACAAUUCGUAAUAACCAGAAUGCAUAUUUGUAUAUUUUUCUAUAUCCGCCAUGAUUUUGGAUAUUUUUUACCACAACGCUCGUGGCUUACGCGCCAAGACAAAACAAUUUUAUCUUAAUGUAUUAAAUCAUAACUAUGACAUUAUGUGCCUAACAGAAGCGUGGCUUUUGGAAGGUAUUUUUGACGAGGAAUUAUUUGAUACCCGAUAUACUGUGUAUCGUAAUGACCGUAAAUAUGACUGUCUUGAUGUGGAGAGAGGGGGUGGAACAUUAAUAGCUAUUCGUAAGGAAUUUUCUGUAGACAUGUGUAUUAGAGAAUUUUCACCAACCCAUCCUCAUGUCGAUAUUACAUACUUAAAAAAUAUAUUGCGGCACAACUUACCACAUAAGUCAAUAUUUCUUUUCUGUAGCUAUUUUCCACAAAAUUGUUACCAGGCUGAGUCACAAUUGGAAUUUUUCGAGUUCGUUUCCGACUUAAUUAUUCAUCAUCCACGUCAAGACAUUGUGAUGGUGGGUGACUUUAACGUAAGUAAAUCGGUUUGGUUAUAUGGUGAUGAUGACAGCUCUCUUAAUAUUUCGAAUCCUUCCGCGGAUGUUAUAACGUAUCAGUUAUCUGCAUUUAUAUAUUUUACAGGCUUGCGUCAGUUUAAUCACGUUAUAAUGUAGACGGCAGGUUAUUGGAUUUAAUUCUUUCAAAUUUACACUGUGAUGUGUCUCGUACCGCCCCUUCAUCUGAGCCAGAGGACGCCCACCACCCUGCUCUCUGUCUUAUUAUAGAUAUUUGUUCAAUGAAAGGAAUGUAAGACCUACUAGGCGUAUUGUUCGUUUAUAUCACAAGGCUGACUACGAGGCUGUUAGUGCUGAACUAAACAAAGUUAAUUGCGAGCUUCAGUUAAAUAAUAAAAAUAUAACCGAAGCAGUCGAUACGUUUUAUCAAAUCGUGGACCAGAUCAUACAACAUUUUAUUCCAUCAAAAGUGAUUACUGAAAACAAUAAAUAUCCUUGUCGGCACUCUCGGAGACUAAUUACCUUAAUAAAUAAAAAAUUAAAAUGGCAUAGGAAGUGGAAAAAUUAUGGACGAAUAUGUGAUUACAAUAAAUUAUCAUCGUCAAAUUUUGAAAGAAAAGAAUGAAAUACAAGAAAAAAGAAUUCAAUUUAUGGAAA